UGCGCUGAAGUAUGUAACACGGACACAGUCAUACAAAUGCGUUUAAUUUGGGGGUGUCUGGCAUGCGAAGCGGUUGUAACCAACGCUACACUGUCCUCAGAAACUAGGACAACGUUGGAUGCGGUACGACAUUACGAAACGGAGUGAUCCCCAAGUGGACAUGCCUGCCGCAGUGGGUGGGCCUGUGGGGUACACCCCACCUGAAGGUGGCUGGGGCUGGGCAGUGGUGGCAGGUGCUUUCAUCUCCAUUGGUUUUUCCUAUGCCUUUCCGAAAUCUAUCACCGUGUUCUUCAAAGACAUUGAGGUGAUCUUUGAUGUCACACCUAGUCAGGUGUCUUGGAUUUCUUCUAUAAUGUUGGCAGUCAUGUACGGAGGAGGUCCAAUCAGCAGCAUUUUGGUAAACAAAUUUGGUAGUCGGCCUAUUAUGAUUCUCGGUGGCUGUCUAGCUGGAUCCGGGUUGGUUGCAGCUUCUUUCUGCAACACAGUGGAGCAGCUAUAUUUCUUCAUUGGAGUGGUCGGAGGUUUGGGAUUGGCAUUCAACUUGAAUCCUGCACUCACUAUGAUUGGCAAAUACUUCUACCUACGCCGGCCAAUCGCUAAUGGUAUUGCUAUGGCUGGCAGUCCUGUGUUUCUGUCCACUUUGGCUCCUAUCAAUACUUGGCUGUAUGAUGAGUUUGGGUGGAGGGGGAGCUUCCUCAUCCUGGGAGGUCUUCUGUUAAAUUGCUGUGUGGCUGGUUCACUGAUGCGACCCAUUGGACCCAAACCACAGCCAUUGAAGCCCAACUCUGAAGUGGAUGUUAACAGAGCUGUUCCAGCACAGCAAAGGUCCAAGAAAACAAUUAUGCAGACAAUCAAUUCCUUUAUCGACCUGACACUCUUUAAACAUCGUGGCUUCCUGCUUUACCUUAUGGGAAAUGUUAUCAUGUUCUUCGGGCUUUUUUCUCCACUUGUCUUCCUUUCUAAUUAUGCCAAGAGUAAGGGCAUCAGCAAAGAAAAGGCAGCCUUCCUUCUGUCAGUGCUGGCUUUUGUUGACAUGGUUGCCCGGCCGUCCAUGGGCCUUCUGGCGAACACCAAAUGGGUCCGUCCUAGGGUGCAGUAUUACUUUGCUGCCUCUGUACUCUACAAUGGCUUAUGUCACGUGCUGGCACCACUGUCGGUGGACUACACAGGAUUUGUGGUUUAUGCCAUCUUCUUUGGCUUUGCUUUUGGCUGGCUUAGUGCAGUAUUGUUUGAGACCCUAAUGGACAUUGUAGGCGCACAGAGAUUUUCUUCAGCUGUAGGUCUGGUCACCAUAGUGGAGUGUGCACCGGUGCUGUUGGGACCACCACUAACAAGCAGUUUUUAUGACUACUAUCACCACUAUGAUUAUACCUACAUCACCUGCGGCAUAAUACUUUUGGUGUCAAGUGUCUUCCUUUUUGUGGGUAUGGGCAUCAACUACCGCCUGCUGCAUAAAGAGGAAGAAAAAAGGGAAAGGGAGGAGCCAAAAGAUGAGUGCACUGUCAUGUUAGAAGUUCCCUCUCUGUCAAAAGCAGGCAGUGGGGAAAGUUAUGACAAGUUGGCUGCCGUCACACUGGAUGAUGUUGCAAAGAUGGACGAGGACACUGCCUAAAAACAAAAUGGACAAAACUGGCUCGCGACACACGUACGCACACACACUUACACUUGAACUGAAACUACAACAUUUUAGUGUUGCUGUUAGAGCCAAAAAUAACUUCUGGAGUGAUAUGACCCUUAUACACAAACUUUAAGCCAUGUAAAACCAUUAUUUUACUAAAAUUAGAGACCAGAUGCUGUGGUGUUGAUUUUUGGCUGCAAAUAAGUUUUUUGCCGUGCUUAGACAUUUGGUUUCUGUGUUUUAUGUGCCUUUUGAUAAGCUUAAGUGUUCUGGGAGCACAGGCACUGAUCACAAAACUCCAAGGGCUUUUUCUCAGGGUCUUUGAGUACUGCAAAGGUUCAGAACCCAGCACACUGCUCUUUACAGAUGUCAGUGGCUCAGAAUCGAACUGUAAAUUUUCUUACAAUAUUACACUAGGUAUUUUUCCUACGUUUGGUACUCAUUAGGAAUGGGACAUAUAAUAAAUGCUCACAUUCAUAGUAUUAAAGGGAUACUUGAAACUAAUAAUGUUGUGUAUGAAAUAAACCUUUGCAGUUAGUACUAUUGUAUGGUGGAAAAAAAACGGAAAAAGUUCAAUAUUUCAAACGGCUAAAAGUAUUGUUUUUCUUUAUAGCAGAGGUGUUAACUUUUCAUUUGUGCAUUUAAAAUAGCAGAAUCCUCAACCUUCCUGUGUGGGGAAAAAAGAAUGCUAAUCACUUAUGUAUUGGCAUAAUUUCAGGACCAUAAACUGCACUGAAAAUUGCAGCUUAAACAAUGAUGUGGCUAAUUUAUGGAAUUUUUACAGGCCGAAAAUUAACAAACAGGUUAGAAAAAAAGUAUUUGUGCAUGUUUCUGUUUAUCAAUAAUUAACUGUAAUAGUCCAAAAAUUACGGUACGUUUGAAGACUUCAGCAUUCUUUUUUUGGUCAUUUUUUUUGGUUAAUGUCAGUAUUUAAUUUAACUUGAGGAGCUUCUACGUGAAUCUG
Molecule: messenger RNA, 2582 nt
Organism: Menidia menidia (Atlantic silverside)
Lineage: Eukaryota; Metazoa; Chordata; Actinopteri; Atheriniformes; Atherinopsidae
Source: the annotation of a GenBank genome assembly